AGAGGAAAAACUUAAAUGCCUUUGGUUAGAGCUCAAGUUUGGAAUGAGUACGGGCUUGGUAUGCCGGAGCUUUACAAGGAAGCUAAUAGAGAAGAUCCAAAAGCUGUUCUCGACGGCGUCGCCGUCGCCGGCCUCGUUGGUAUAUUGCGCCAGUUAGGCGAUCUUGCUGAAUUUGCAGCAGAGGUUUUUCAUGGAUUACAAGAACAAGUAAUGAGCACAGCUUCUAGGAGUCAGAAGUUGACAAUUCGUGUCAAGCGGAUUGAAGCUGCAUUUCCGCCUCUUGAGAAGGCAGUGCUUGCCCAAACAAGUCAUAUUCACUUUGCUUACACAGCUGGUUCUGAAUGGCACCCUCAGAUUCGCAAUGAGAAAAAUCUUUUCAUCUACAAUGACUUGCCACGAUUUGUUAUGGAUUCCUAUGAAGUUUGUCGCGAUCCUCCGCGCCUCCAUUUGCUUGACAAAUUUUGUGCUGGUGGCCGAGGAUCUUGUUUAAAGAGAUAUUCUGAUCCGACCUUCUUUAAGAGAGCAUCAGGUAGCCCCAUUGAAGAAGAUGCUGAAAAAGUCCCAAUAGAUAACAGGACUCGUAAGAGCAAGAAAAAAAGAUCGUCCCUCAGGAAUGACAAACUAUCACAAGGUGCAUCAUUUUCAAGUCACAGUGGCAGAAUGCACGGGCGGACUUCCUCUCAAAAUGCAUCUACAGUUGACAUGACACUGAAAUCUGAUGUGGGAGAGCAUUCAGGUUCUUGUGCUUUCAAUCUUGGUUCAUCCCUGCUCCCUGAGGAACUGGAGCCCAAGGAACUGCCCUCUAGGUUGAUGCAAGAAACAGACACUCCUGGUUCCAAUUUUCCUGUCGAACAAACUCAGGAUCUAGAUGAUAGUUUUUCAUGUAGUUCAUCACAAGAGAAGAUCGCCCCUGGUGUAUCUUGUGUAUCAUGGGAUGAAAAGGAAGAAAUAGUGGAGUCCAAAGCAGGAAAUUGGGAUAUCGAUGAAGUUCCAAAGAUGAACUUUGAUGUAGAUGUGCAGGAAAUUGGAGCUGCAAAUCUUGAAAAAGGUGAUGAAAUGGACAUGCCUUUCAAUAUGGUGGAUGCUCCUCAAUCAAGCACUAUUGAGAGCCAAAAUGAUGAAAUUGAAAGUGAACCAGACAAGUACAUGGAUGCACUGAACACAAUAGAGUCGGAGUCUGAAAAUGAUAUUGAGUGCCAUAGAAAACAGGAAGUGGAACAUUGUUCUGAAAAAGAUGUUGAGUGCCAAACAAAAUGGGAAGCGGAGCGAACUGAAGAUGCUGACAUUGUUAGUAAUGAGAAUAGAGAAGAUGAAAUUAAGUUGGUUAUGGAUGGUAAUGCAGACCAUAAUCCAUCUGUUAUUGAAUUGCCUGCCUCAUCUGCUAUUAUUUCAAACAAUGGGAACUCCGAGUGUUUUCCCGAUUCAGUACCCUCUGAGAAAUUUUCCCCUGAACAGAUACCUCACAUCUCAGGCAAGUCUUCUGAUCCCGAUCAUUCAUCAAGUGAUGAUUUAGGCAUGAGUGAUGAAAUCCACAAUGGCUCACAAGCAGACUCUGUCAUCAGUGAUCCUUCCCCCUCCUCUGGUUCUACAAUUUCUGAUAUGCAUAAUCCAGCCAGUAAUAAGAUCAUAACCAGUGUUAACGACUCUCAAAACUCCCAGACUGAAUUUUCUGUAGUGCAUCCAGUUGGGUUCUGGACAAAUGGUGGCCUUCUGGGACUUCAGCCAUCAAAACCUCCUGAUUUUUGUGUUUCAACUGGAGGUCAAGGUUCUGCAUCUAAAACUAGUGAGGCAUUUGGUCCUCCAAAUCAAAUUCUGAUUCCUUCUCAUGAGGGACCCAAAGGAAAUUCAGGUACAGUGGUUGAGAAUGCAGAAUUUAAUGAGAAGGUUCCAGGUUUAUGUAGUGAGAAAACAUCCCUUAUGAUAGCUGAUUUUGAUGCCAACCUUGAAAAACCUGUUAGUUCUCAUUGUAAUGAUAGUCUUGAUAAUUUGAAUGGUGUUGGCUUGAGCGUAAACACUUCAUUGCCACAUGGAAACAAGCUCCCAGUCAAUUCUAAUAUCAAGUCUACAUCUAUUGAAUCUGAUGAGGAGAAUGAUGACAACUCAACUAGGAUGUUUGGACUUGGCCAUCAUUUACUUGUAAAUGGUUUUAGCAGAAAGAUGUCCAUUGGCCAUGAUGAUGAAUCUGAACUAGCAACUUCUACAAAAACAGGGGUAUUGGAGCCGAGGAAUAGGCAGAGGGGCAUAUCAUAUCAGAAAAUUCCUCGAACAACUAUUAAUGAGCAAAUUGGGAAUGGUUCUCCAGUAAAUUCACUUACUUCUUCUCCACCACUGGAAUAUAUGAAAAUAUCUUUCAACCCUAUAGAUGGAUUUGAGACUUCUAAACUCAAAUUGCAAUUUCCUGAUGGGAAUCUUUAUCGUGAAAACAUUAGAGACAUGUUUCCUUCAUUUCAGUUGGUCCCAGUGCCUGCUAUUCCAGCACAUGAUGUUGUUUCGGACUCUGAUGAUGAAACUUUCUGCAGAUCAUCCCCUUAUAUGUCUGAUGAUUGCCUUUGUCAUUGCUCUGAGUCAAACUCUGAGCAGUGGGAAUCUGGUGAAACACCUGAAGGCAAGGACCCUGAGCUAUAUGAUGCAUUAAGCAGAUUGUCAUCAAUGGAGUCUGUUUCAAGCUGUUUACAAGUUGGGGAACCAGCUAAUAGUGGCAUCCUUGUUAAUGAGGGAAAUAAAACUAUAGUUGCUGGGUCUGAUGCAGAACCAUCACUGUCUGUGUCACUUGAUCUCCCAAGUUUUGAUGUUAUUAACCCUAUACUAAUUGAUGAAUCCAAAAACAAUUCUGAUCAAAAGAACAUAAUUAUGCAAAAUACAACAGAGCUCAAACCAGUGCCUCCACCUCCUCCUCCUGCACAGUGGGGGGUUUCAAAACCCUGCUUCAAUGAGGCAGAAGAAAGACAACAUGCUUUAUCUCAGUCACUUAGACAUGAGCUUGAUCUGAAACUUUUGGGAUCUUUUGUUUAUCAAAAGCAUGAUCCCCCUCCAUUUAAUCAACAACAAAGGAAUGAUGAGGCAAUUGCAUUAAAGCCUGAGAAGAAGGUGGGCCAAGAGAAUUUGAGCGGGCAGAAAGAGGCAAACCAGCUCUGUGGUGGCCGGGGGAUGGAUGAAAAGGAAGAUUUCUUGCAUCAGAUCAGAACUAAAUCGUUCAACCUAAGGCCCACAGUCACUGCAAGACCCAAUGUUAUUUCUGGUCACACUACAAAUGUCAAAGUCACCGCAAUUUUGCAGAAAGCAAAUGCAAUCCGCCAGGCUGUCGGGAGUGACGAUGAUGAUAAUUGGAGUGACAAUUAAUUAUUUUGGAAUAUGGAUGCAAAAGAUAAUCCCAAGUUCUCCCAGUCUCAGGUUUUCAAAUUUGGGUGAGGCUGUUUGAAACGUGUGUGUAUAGUCCUUGUUUCUUCUUGUAAUUAGCUACUGGAGCUGGAGCUCAUCUUGUU
Molecule: messenger RNA, 3482 nt
Organism: Hibiscus syriacus
Lineage: Eukaryota; Viridiplantae; Streptophyta; Magnoliopsida; Malvales; Malvaceae
Product: protein SCAR3-like
Exons: 9
Coding region: 16-3339 (1107 amino acids)
Biological process (GO): actin cytoskeleton organization; positive regulation of Arp2/3 complex-mediated actin nucleation
Cellular component (GO): cytoskeleton
Molecular function (GO): protein kinase A regulatory subunit binding; Arp2/3 complex binding
Source: RefSeq, a predicted model, not a curated record